GCCUGGUGUCGAUGCCACUGAUUCAGUGGACGGUGCUUUUCCAACUGAUGAACCAGACACAGGGCCGUCUUGUUCAACAGCACCGCCACAUAGUUCCACAGCUCCUCCGUAUACCAGACAGACAUCAACAGGACCAAGCAUGAAAAAGAUAUUUCGCUUUGUGUCGGAAAGGAUCCCCCUGCAGUGGAAAAAUCUAGCUCGAGAGUUGCCGAUCUUGCCAGAUGACCUGAUAGAAGCAGAGAUAUUCCAGAUUGAAGAAAUGCACCGCGGCAACCUCAAGGAACAAGCAUACAGGAGCCUAAUAGUAUGGGAGACGAGUGAGCCUGAGCAAUGCACUAAAGAAAUGCUAAUCACUGCCCUCAAGGACUGCCGACUUAAUCUUGUAGUCAAGGAACUAAGUACGCAGCCAUGGAUCUGAAGUGACAGCAACAUCUCUAUGGCUGGCCAUGACUUUGAGUUUCAUUUCACUGAGUUAAUAAUAUGUAGAGGUAGUAUAGAAGAAAAGAAAAUGAAAAAAAAAACGUACAACAGGUCUUGUGCAUUGUAUUUUAUUUAUUGAGGUGAUGGUUUAUUUAUGUCUAUUAAACGGUUGUUGUUUUUUUUGGCCAUUUUCUGUUUUAAAUAGUUUUAGCAUUUUUAAGAAUCAUGUACGUUCCAAGUAGUAGAAAAGGAUAAAUUGUUACUGUAUUUUUCUACUUUUCAGUGUAUCCCUUUAUUUAAGAUUUUUUAAAGCAAAGACGGCCAUUACUGUAGAAUACUUUAUUUUUAACUUGACAUUUAAUCAGCAAACUAAAUCCAGUCCCGUAAAAAAUUGUUUUCAACCUGAUGGUUUAUUCAUGAGCAAAAAAGUAAUGUGUUGAUCAAAUUUGCAUGUUUCAGGGGAAUUUUUUCCAGUUUCAAAAAAAAGGUUUCAACAGUAUUUUGUAGGUUGGUAUCCUAAUCAUGUAGUUUCUCAGCUUUCAAGAGAGGAAUAAUUUUUUGGGGGACCCUAAAAUUUGUAUAUAUAGCAAGAUAAUGAAAAGAUACAUACCGAUAACAAUCAAAAAAUUAAUCUGUCUACAAAAAUUGCCAUAUUAAGUAUUUUAUUAAAGUUUGUUCUGCCAAAAAAACAAAAAUUGUUUUCCUGAGAUUUUAAGUGCUUCAAACUGAUUGCAAAGCAUCAUGACACUUCUCCUUUAAUUUAAAGAGAAGAAAACAAAAUUAAAUGAUCAUUAUUAUAUAAAUAGAAUGAAAAAGAGACUAUACAUUUUAAUAGUAUAGUUUUAAAAUAAACCAAAGUUGUAAUUUUUAGAUAUAGAAUGUUGUUGAAUAUUUUCUUACUUCUUGAUGUGGGACAAUUUUUUAAUAAGAUUUGUAAUCAAAAUUAAAGUCCUGGUUGAGUUAGGUGUG
Molecule: messenger RNA, 1389 nt
Organism: Saccoglossus kowalevskii
Lineage: Eukaryota; Metazoa; Hemichordata; Enteropneusta; Harrimaniidae
Biological process (GO): positive regulation of innate immune response; extrinsic apoptotic signaling pathway
Cellular component (GO): CD95 death-inducing signaling complex
Molecular function (GO): caspase binding; death receptor binding
Source: RefSeq, a predicted model, not a curated record